UCCACUUUGGGGAGGUUUAAAGUCCUAUAAAGCCAAAUACAGAAAUCUUUAGAGUCCAGUUCGACUUGAACAUAAAGAAAAACGUCUCGGCUAACAAUAAAAGCCAUGUUCACACUUUUAUACACUCUUGCUGUGUGUAUAUUUUGACGUUAUUUGCAGAGAGAAAACACAAGUGACACACUUUUACUGCUACGCUACUGAGGAGCAGACUGAGUUGAGUCUCUACGGUUCUCAUGAUGUGUUUAAGUCCCUCUCUUUGUCAGGAUCUUGGAUUCAUUCAGUGAAAGCAGAGUGAACAACGACGGAAAGCGAAAUGUCUGAAGUUCCACCCGCGGAAGCUCCCGCAGCUGCCCCAGCUCCCAAGGCCGCCAAGUCCGCAAAGAAGAAGGCCCCGAAACCCGCAAAGAAAACCGGACCAAGCGCCAGUGAUGUGAUCGUGAAGUUUGUGGGCGACUGCAAGGAGAGGAAAGGCGCCUCAGCGGUAGCCAUCAAGAAGGCUUUGGCUGCGAAGGGUAUCGAAAACUCCGGUUUGUUCAAGCGGUCCCUGGCCAGGUUGGUGGAAAAGGGUGUAAUUGUUCAGACAAAGGGAACCGGCGCAUCUGGAUCUUUCAAGCUCUCCAAGACCGCCGCGAAACCCAAGGUGGCCAAGAAGAAGGCUGACAAGCCCGCCGCUAAACCCAAGAAACCGGCAAAGAAACCCGCAGCCAAGAAGCCGGUAGCUGUCAAGAAACCUAAAGCAGCAAAGACUACCCCCAAGAAGGCAGCGAAGAAAGCCCCGGCAAAGAAAGCAGCAGCCAAGAAGACCGCAGCUAAGAGCCCGAAGAAGGCGAAGGCAGCUGCCCCCAAGAAGAAGGCAGCCUCCCCGAAAAAAGCAGCGAAGAAGGCGGCCAAGCCCGCCAAGGCUAAAGCUGCCAAGAAACCAGCAGCAAAGAAGACAAAAGCGGCAAAGAAGUAAUUCAACGAGUUUAUUAUCAACACAAAGGCUCUUUUAAGAGCCACCCACAUCCUAAACUAAGAGCCCAUUCCUCUCAUACACAUAUUUAGGUCUGCAAAUGAGCAUAUUUGGGUUAUUUUUUUCUUUGGGAGUGCGGAAUUCCUGGUUAAUGUUGUCAGUGAUACAAAUGAUCCAAUUUUCUCUCACUUUUAUUAACUUUUAGUCCACUGUGAAAAUAAGGAAGACUUGUUUCUGGGCAAAGUCCUGGAUUUUCUGUUGGUUUUCUGGCAUCAAACAAUAGCUACCCUAUUAAAAGACAUUGGGGUAAAAGUAGGUUUUCUCGAAAGAGAGUCGAUGCACAGUUGUAGGUUUAUAACUUUUGAAAAGGGUAUACAGAGCAACCUGUUUUAAAGAUAGAUAGAUUAAAAAAAACUGUCUAUAAACAUGAACAGAAGGCAGUCAUAUUUUCAGUUCGAUACCCCCCAUGGAUGUACUCCCAGGCUUCACAGACCUGGCGGGAAAACUCUUUUCCACUAAAAAUCAAAAGGUAUGAUCAGUGAAUCAGAGUCCACUUUGUGUUAUCGAGUGUCUCUGAUUCAGACUGAUGUUUGUCUCUUCUUGUACAGGUUGUGAUGAACGUGGCUGAAAAGGGUCAAAAGAAGUAGAAAUUAUGAUUCUUACAUCAUUUCUGCACUGAUAGGAGUAAAAAAACAGUAAAACAACAAUUAUACAUUUUACUUGUUGUAAAGCACUUUUAUGAGUCACGCCCUUUAGAAGAGCAGCUACCAGACCAAUUUUUCAUAAAUAGGGCAUAAAAAAUCCCUCUCCAGGAGGAAGCCUGAACACUGUUACACAGGUGACAGCAUUAUCCUCUCUAUGUAAUCAUCCUUGCUGGUGUGCUCUGCCUACUUAAACACAUAAUCCCAUAAAUUACCAAGACAACUGUUAAACGUUUUCCCUCUUAAAAGCAUACCCUGCUGUAGUUAUUGUGUAGAAGAAGACUGAAGGUAAUGGAGGAGGAUGAAUCAGGCCAUAGAAGUCCUGAUCAUUUACCUCCUAUUAUAAGAUAAAGGUUAUUUUAAUUUGUUAGCAAUUGUUUUGUGUUAUAAAAAUGUGCCGCUGCCAAUGUUGGUGGAGACAGAGAGAAUUUUAAAGUCGAAUAAUGUUUGAACAAAAGCAAAUGAAUCGUAGUAGGAAGGAAUAUCCUCUAUAAAAGUGUGGUACCAUUCAUUACAUUCAAAAUAAAAAUCCAGUCAGCUCAGGGAGAAGAAAGAAGGAUGUUAGCAGGUCAUUUAUAUAUUAAAGAGAGUUCCAUUAAAACUAUAUAAGAUACAAAACUUAGACUAUUAGACAAGACUAUUCUACAAAAUUCUCUAUAUUGCAAAUUACUCUAUCUAUCUAUCUAUCUAUCUAUCUAUCUAUCUAUCUAUCUAUCUAUCUAUCUAUCUAUCUAUCUAUCUAUCUAUCUAUCUAUCUAUCUAUCUAUCUAUCUAUCUAUCUAAACAGCAUGCAAUUAACAAUUUAAAGAAGUUAAGGAAAAAUAUUUUCCUCUCAAUCUAACCAAUAACACGUUUGCACGGUCAAUAUUCACUUAAUUUAGAAUGACAAAAAGAUAGACACAAUAUAUGUAUUCAUUUAUCUUUAAAUUAACGUGUUUGUAUAUUUUAUUCAUGAAUUACAUCGUGUGGUAUGAUUGAGUAUAACAGCCCCC
Xyrichtys novacula (pearly razorfish) is the source of this 2645-nucleotide messenger RNA. NCBI's taxonomy places the organism in Eukaryota, Metazoa, Chordata, Actinopteri, Labriformes, Labridae. The record is from the annotation of a GenBank genome assembly.